AUAUUCACUUUUUUCAUUUUGAACGAAUAUGUAUCUUUAACAGUUAAAUAUUCAAGAAAACACUAUUACAAUUUAACAUUUAAAAUUAUUUUUUUUUUUGCGUGUAUUAUAAGUUUAUAAUUAACGAUAACUAUGACGAUAAAACCAAAUACGUUAUAUAUAUAUUUACUUUCAAUUUUCUUAGUUCAUACUUUCACUGGCUCGAGGAUAAUACCAGUCGAUUCUGCAAAAAUAUUGGCCGUAGAAACAAUUGGUGCUAAAAGUGCUUGGAAUUACGUUAGUUCUGUACUCCGGGUCUUGUCAAAUAAUGGACAUCAUGUUACAGUGUUUACACCAUUUCCCGAAGGUGAACGAGAUAAUUAUACAGAGGUGGAUAUAUCAAAAGAUCAUGAAAUAUUAUUAGAUUUGAAUUUGAUCAAUUCAGUGGAUUCAUGGGGAACUCCGACGGCAAUGAUAGAAUUCAUUAGAACUAAACGUAUAAUGAUGUGUGACGCAGUGUAUAAAAGCGUUGAGUUAAAUAAAAUAAUGGAAGAAAAAGAAAAUUCUAAUUUCGACGUACUCAUCAUUGAAACCACGGGAUAUGAUUGUGAAUUGUAUUUGGCCAGUAAAUUAAACAUGCCUUUGAUUUUUUUGAUUUCAUCGCCAAUGGUAACAUAUGAAGAACGCAUCAUUUCCGGUGGCAUCCCAAAUCCAGCGACAAUUUCACAUUUAUAUACUGAUCACGCCAUUCCUAUGACAUUUAUACAAAGAUUUUCAAACACCGUAUUAUUGGCAUACAGUAUGGUGUCGUUAAGAGUUGACAAAUGGAUAAGAAAGUAUACGAUCAAUAGACCGUAUAAUUGGAUAACAAAUGAUGUUCAACCGUCACUGACAUUUGUAAAUAGUCAUUUUAUAAGCGAAGCUUCGAGACCGUUUUCCCAAAACGUCAUACAAAUCGGUGGUAUACAUUUAAAACCGCCAAAGAGUUUACCAAAUGAUAUAUUACAAUUUAUUGAAAAUUCUCCACAUGGUGUAAUUUUGUUCACAUUAGGUUCAAUGGUUAAUAUGUCUACAUCGCCUGAUUAUAUAAUAAAUUCUCUGAAGGAAGCAUUGGCCCAAGUUCCUCAAAGAAUAUUAUGGAAAUACGAAGGUGAAAUGGUGAAUAAACCAAACAAUGUUAUGAUAAGAAAAUGGUUGCCUCAACGGGAUAUUCUAUUGCACCCCAAUGUAAAAUUAUUCAUCAGUCACGGAGGUAUAUCAGGAGUAUAUGAAACAGUGGAUGCUGUCGUACCAGUUCUCGGGCUCCCUUUAUUUUACAACCAGCAAAGGAAUAUAGCUAACUUGGUUAAUGCUGGAAUGGCCAUAUCCAUGGAUAUUUUUUCUGUAACAAAGGAUAUAUUUUUAAAAAAUGUAUUAGAGCUAGUAACUGAUGAAAAGUAUAUGCGAAGCGCUAAAAUCGUUUCCGAAAUAUUUAAAAACCGACCGAUGUCUCCCGAACAGUCAGUACUUUACUGGACUGAAUAUGUGAUUCGUCAUAAAGGUGCCCCGCAUUUGAAGCCUCACUCAAUGAAUCUAACUUGGUAUCAAUACCUGUUAUUAGAUGUUAUCGCUGUGAUGAUAGUAUUUAUAUGUAUUAGUUUAUUUAUAACAUAUGUAUUGAUAAAAAUGUUUCAUAAACAUAUUUUGAAAAAUUUUCUAAACUUUAAAGCAAAAUCAGAAUGAGUUAGUGUUAAGUUUCAAUUUUAAAAAUUGAUAGUUUUACAAUAAUAUUACAACAAUGUGUAUUCUAGUGCAGCUAAAAAUAAUUAUUAUAUUUUUAUUUCAAUAAUGAUAACUAAAUUGCAAUUAUCGAGUUAAAUUUAUUAUUUGUUAACUAUUAACUUUUAACUUGUCGAUCGUGGUCCUCUUAACUUAACUUAACUUGAGUUAAUUAUUUUCAUUUACUUGACCACCUUUGUUUAUAUGAAUAUAAUGAAUUGUUUAUUUAU
Molecule: messenger RNA, 1967 nt
Organism: Acyrthosiphon pisum (pea aphid)
Lineage: Eukaryota; Metazoa; Arthropoda; Insecta; Hemiptera; Aphididae
Product: UDP-glucuronosyltransferase 2B2
Exons: 4
Coding region: 133-1701 (522 amino acids)
Molecular function (GO): UDP-glycosyltransferase activity
Source: RefSeq, a predicted model, not a curated record